Molecule: messenger RNA, 1903 nt
Organism: Rubroshorea leprosula
Lineage: Eukaryota; Viridiplantae; Streptophyta; Magnoliopsida; Malvales; Dipterocarpaceae
Source: the annotation of a GenBank genome assembly
AUUUAACCUUUCAUUAAAAUAUUUCCCGCCAUUUUGUGCGGUUCCAUGUUGUUGUAACUCUGCAACCCCUUUGCAGCCGUUCAUUUGCAUUUCAUUUGUUCUUCAUUGCAGCCUCAUUUCAGCAACAUUUUACAGCUUAGCUUGCUGCACUUUGCUGUUACGGUGCUGUUGGUGCAACUCUCCCUUCUUUUCAUUUUACUGCCACUUGUGCAGCUUUGAAACCACAACUCCAACACGAAGAAAGCAUACCCUCAAAAGCAAUUCUCAUUUGCUUCCCCUACCCUUCCGAUUUCGGUAAUGGCGGUUUCACAUUUCAGCCACGAACACCCUCUAACCCUAGUUGAGGUCGAAGAGGAGGAUCUCGAAUGCAACGGGUGUGGUCGAUUCCUCGCUGGACCGGUCUACAACUGCAGAGACUGCGACUUUAACUUACAUAAAUCCUGCUUUGAUUUGCCCACUGAGGUAUCUCACCGUUUUCACCAGGACCACCCUCUCUUCCUCCGGUUUCUAGACGAAGAAUCCAACUGCACCAGAUGUUUUGAUACUUGCGUUGGUUUCAUCUACCAUUGCAGUGAGUGCAGCUUCACCUUGGACCACAAGUGUGCCGUUCUGACUAAUAUCUCGGUACAAGAAGCAGGACAGGAAAAAAACUCCAUCGACCAUUUUCUCCACAAUCACUCGCUUACGUUUCACAAUAAAUUCCCGACGUCCAAGCUUUCAUGCCCGGUAUGCAGGUUGCGACCCUCCGGUCGUCCUGUCUAUUUCUGCUUCGACUGUAGCUUAUUCAUUCACAAGUCAUGUAUUUGGGAGAUACAGCCAGAGAUUCAAAAUCCUUUCCACCACCACUCUCUCAUAGCUUUCUCCACCAUUUCAUUCGAAGAAUGUGCCUCCUGUAAAAUGAAUUUCAAAGGCAUCAGUUAUUGCUGCCUUAAAUGUGGGUUCCAUCUCCAUGUUCAAUGUGCGGAUUCGGCAAAGCAGAUGACCACCUUAAAACUCAAACGCUGUGAACAUAAUUUCUAUUACUUUGAAUCAAAAAUUGAUAGUUUGUUUAUGUGCGAUGCCUGCAAUACCAGCUGCAUCGGCUCUUUCUACCGUUCUGUGAGGUGCGAUCUUAACCUCCAUUUUGAGUGUAUUCCGUUGCCGGAGUCAAUAUUCAAAUGCAAAUUUCACAAGCAUAAACCGCUGGUCUUCAAGGAUGAGUAUGUGGAUGAAGAAUACAUCGAAGGACAUUACUGUGAUUUUUGUGAGGAAUUAAGAAAUCCAAAAGAGUCUGUGUAUUACUGCGAUGAAUGUAAAUCUGCAGCUCAUAUUGCUUGUGUGAUGGAAGAUCAAAGGAUGGAGGUCCGGUCCUAUAUGGUUCCCAGAAAAGUGAGUUCUUGGCGACUCCAUUUCAUCCACGAGCAUCCCCUGUUUGAGGAGCAAGUGGAAGGCAAGCUCUGCUGCGAUGGCUGCUCCCAGAUGAUCUCUGGCCCGGCAUAUGGCUGUGAACAAUGCAAUUUCCACGUGCACAAAUCAUGCACAGAGUUACCUUUUGAGAUACGACAUCCUCGGCAUCCGAUGCACCCUUUGUUCCUUGUUCAGAACGAGUCGGGAUGCCUCAAGUGCGAUUACGACAGAUACAGUGACGACGGAUACAGUGACGACGGAUACAGUGGCUGGAGCUACCAUUGUGGAAUGUGUACUGUCAGCAUCCAUCUUAAAUGCGCUUCUUUGACCAUGGAAGAGGAGGAGAAAGAAGUUCACAUUAGUGAUACAAAAGAGUGGGAAGAGGAAGCGACCGAAGGCAGUGAUAAAGAGAGCAAGUGGAAGGCAAGCUCUGCUGCGAUGGUUGCUCCCAGAUGAUCUCUGGCCCGGCAUAUGGCUGUGAAAAAUGCAAUUUCCACCUGCACAAAUCAUGCUCAGA